Molecule: messenger RNA, 450 nt
Organism: Arabis nemorensis
Lineage: Eukaryota; Viridiplantae; Streptophyta; Magnoliopsida; Brassicales; Brassicaceae
Source: the annotation of a GenBank genome assembly
AUGGCGGAACAGCUAACUGACGAACAGAUCUCUGAGUUUAAGGAAGCGUUUAGCCUCUUCGACAAGGAUGGAGAUGGUUGCAUCACCACAAAGGAGCUGGGAACAGUGAUGAGGUCUCUAGGACAGAACCCAACAGAAGCUGAGCUCCAAGACAUGAUCAACGAGGUGGACGCGGAUGGUAACGGAACCAUUGACUUCCCUGAGUUCCUAAACCUAAUGGCUAAAAAGAUGAAGGAUACAGACUCAGAGGAAGAGCUCAAAGAAGCCUUCAGGGUGUUUGACAAAGAUCAGAACGGAUUCAUAUCUGCUGCAGAGCUGCGUCAUGUCAUGACGAAUCUUGGGGAGAAACUGACCGAUGAAGAGGUUGAGGAGAUGAUCCGUGAAGCUGAUGUUGAUGGUGAUGGUCAGAUAAACUACGAGGAGUUUGUUAAGAUUAUGAUGGCUAAGUGA